GUGACGUAUGGCGCACACUUUCAAAACAACAAUGGCGGAUAGAAGAUAUUGAUCGAGGCGGCGGCUAUGCUCCUUUCGCUGGUUGCCAACCACCAUUAAAUAACAAGAAGAAUAUUGAUCUGCUUUUCUUAGUUUUGCACGUUUAAGAGGCAAUUCAAACUCAAACAAAGCUGCAAAGCAGGAGAAAAACAUGGCCAUCAACUAUUCUGUGCCACAGAUCCAGUUCGCUGCAGCACAGAGUGAUGAUAAGAUGGUGGAAGAACAACAGAGACAAUUUACGGACUGUUAACAUGUGCAACUUAGAAGUAGUCAGAGGUAACUGGAUGGAGUUCAAUCAGGUUAAAUGCACGGUUGAUUGGAUUAUGUCUGAAGAUCGUAUGCUAUUCGUGACAACUCUGCUAGACUCCAAAUUGCUCGUCCAUGAGGGAGUAUCUCAAAAGUAAAUGAAACAACUAAACUUAACACUUUUUCCCUAAAACGGACUGACAUGGGAAACAUUAAAGUUGGACUGACACCAGCUAAUCAAUCUGAAGGAAUCACAGAACAAGAAGGGAGACCACUGAGGAGAAGUUCUAUGAGUUCACGGGUGACCUCAGCUGUCAAGUUCCUGGAUGUGGGUAUGCUGCACAAAACUUUACAACUCUGUGCCCAUCUCAGAUUUCACAUCAAAGACGGGAAAAAAGUAUUAUGUCCAUUUGAAGAUUGCUCUAAAUACUUCAGUGUCCGAACAUCAUUUUCCAGCCGUAUUUCUCGAAAACAUAAGUAGACAGUUCAGCAGUCAAGGCAACAAGAAAUUGGGGAAUUUGCCAUAAUACAAGGACAGGACACAGUUAAUCUAUUAGAAGACAGUUGGCUUUGUGUAAUGCAGGCUAAAAUGCUCUUACCAACCAGCACUAUACAGAGCAUCAUAGAGGAAUUUCAGGAUCUUCGCAGCUGUGCAAUGCACAAUGUUCUUGCAAUACUGUCUGACAAACUCUUCAUUUAAUAUUCUACAAGCAGAAGUGGACAAAAUCAAUCAAGAACUUUUUUCAUAGAGGACUAUAUAUAUCUGAGACACAGUAGGUUUCCUGACAAAGCUUUAAAAGCAAAACAUCACUAUUUGUUACAUUAUGCAGAGCUUAUCCUUCACUUUGGACCACUCAUUCGUUUGUGCACCCUUAGGUUUGAGAGCAAGCACUCGUAUUUCAAAGCAUGUACAAGUUCAGUCUUGCAUAACUUUGUCAACUUAUGCAAGACUGAACGGCAUCAGUUACUGCAGUCCUACCUCUCAGUGGGCCAAAUGUUUCCACCUAUAGUUCAAAUGAUUGGAGAAACAAGUGAUUAGAAUCCUCAUCUUUACAACGCUCUCAUUCAAGAAGCUGUGGAUGUGUCAGCAGUUGUCUACAAAGGUACCAAGUAUGUCAAAGGCUAUGUUUCCAUUGUAGAUGACACUGAUGAUGGCUUGGUUUUUGGGAAGAUAGCUGUUAUACUUGUUAACGAUUCUGAAUUGUACUUUGUGCUCGAGUUGCAUCACUCAGUACUUCUCAUUGACCUUGGACUUCACUGCUUGCGUUGCCCUACAAAAAGAAGAGUGUGUGUAAAUGCUGACAGUCUGAUGGAUUAUUACCCACCACCACUUUAUAACAUGGCAGGCCUCUUUGUUGUCUCCCUACACCAUUCAGUUUCCUCUUAAUUCUCUUUCAGGAUGGAAAUUGAAGAGGAACUUACAAGCCUCCUGCCAACACUAGACAGAGAGAAAAUAAUCUGCAUUGCAGAACAUCUGACGGACGUUAUUGGUGUACAACAAAAAAGUGAUCUUUUGUUUGUGGAAGAUCUCAAACCCUUUCUCACACCAAUUCAAAUACGUAAACUACUUCUUGCAUUUAAAGGUUUGUGUAGGUUCUGUACAAAUCAUAGACUUGAGUCUAUGAUUUGAAGGUCACUCAUAGACUCAUAUGUCACUGAUUAGCUUGAUUAGCUUUUUUUUCUCUUCACCAUACUACACAUGUACUUUGACAGUAUAAUAUUGAAGAGCGUUUUGGGGCUCACAUUGUCUGGUAUAUACUUAACACGGAAAACAUAAACAAAAGUAGACACUAAAUCUAACACCAUUAACCUUUCAUUGGUAGUGGUACAACUAAGGGUUUGAAAUUGUGACAAACUGUAAAAUAUAUUGACUCAAGGUUUUUUCAAUGCAAGACCUUGAGUUUGUAGUUCUUUUGCAGUCCUGGGAUUGCUUCUUUUCAUCUUCAGACAAGGUCCCCAAAAACUGCCUUGGCGUUACUACUCAGUCCUAAUUGAAGGGUUCAUAUUUUAGUGAGGACAUAUUUGUUGACAUAGUAGAUUUUUAAGGUAGCUUUUCCAAUGAUCUUUAUUUAUUUAUUUAUGUGUUUAGAUGGCAAUAGACCAGAGAACCUGAAUGACACCAUUACUCUGGAGCUUUGCCCUGCUGCAUCAGCUGAAACAUCAAGCCAUCCACGUCCACCCCUCCUCCUCCACGUCCACCACUAUGUACAACCAUUACUCCAGCUCUUGGGUCUCACACUUACAGAUUCCUUGGGAAAGAUUUCCACUCCGAUUGUCGCAUGCAAUCACAAGAGGGGACAGAGCUCAUCCAGAGGACAGGAGAAGUAUGGUUAGAAUUGUUGUGGAGGCCAUGCAAGUUCACUACAGGAACCCUAAACGUGCAUCUUGUGAAGAAGUUGCUAAAAUCAUUGUAAACAGAUACCCUCAAACAUUUGCAGAUUUUACUGAAAAGGGAGAAAGACUGGGUUGUGGACAUUAUUCACUACUGAGAAGCAUCAAAUCUAGAGUUGAACAUGUUAAUCGAGAUAAUACAACACAUAGAUUUCGUCAAACAAAGAGAACCAGGAAUGAGGAAGACUGCAGUCCCAACAGUAAUGCAACCUCACCUAAAAAAGUUAGAUGCCUUGUUGAUAGCUAUGGUUGUGUAAAUUGGCAACCAGUUGAACUUCCUGAGGGGGGAACACCAGCUUCUUUAGAGGAAAAGAAAGACACCCUGUUAACAAUUUUUAAUUCAGAAGGACCUGGAGCUGUGGAGAGACCUGAUGUGGAUGACUUCAUGUGCCUCACAUAUAUUUCUCAGCGGCAGCUUAUCAACAGUUGUCCCUCACUUUCAGUAGCUGAAAUUCAGGAGCAGUGGCCAUUCUUGUUUACUCGGAAAGGUCUUUCGAACCACUUUUACAAACUCACAGGCAUCGAUAUCAGUGAGCGCUUAGGUCAGGCCCUCAUAACCAAAGGCAGAAGGAUUAUUAACUAUUUCUCCAGCCAGAAGCUCAAAUGGAACCUUGGUAUAAGGACACUCAUCCAGCAGAUAGAAAGUGAGGGAGUUUUGACCAACAACAAGGUUGGCACAGCAGCCAUACUUCUCAUGAUGAAGUAUUACAAGGAAGAUGAAGACUCCCUCUUUGUCUUAGCAGAUGUAAGCUUCUUUAAUACAGCUCUAGGUUUAAUGCUGUUGCUUGCUGUCCUGUUUUUGUUUUGUUUUUUGUUACAUAAAAUGUCUUGGUCCUUUUUCUGGCAGGAAACAUCUGCCAGGAUGUCCCUUGAAGCAGAGAGCAACCUGCCAAUCACUCCAAGGCUGAUUAUGCUUGACGGUCCAUGGCCCAUGCUUUCUGGACAUUUACACAAGACGAACAACAAUGAAGACAAGCUCUCUCGCCAUCUUGCAAGAAGCUGUCUCUGUCCAAUAGGUUUUUUGAGUGCAACAGUUUUGAUUUUUUUUCCCUUCUUUUACCCGUUUGUUAAAAAUUAUUUCAGCUACUUACACUUUAGUUGUCACAUGUAUUGGCUCACCCUACAAAUCAAUGAACUCAGUCCACAAAGCAAGGUCAGGGUUCAGUGCAGGUCAGUCAAGUUCCUUCAGACCACACAUGCUCAUCCAUGUCCUUGUGGACCCUGCUUUGUGCAUUUAUUUGGUGGUGUGAGCCAGUAUUUUGGAUAAAGUGUAUAUACAGGCAGAAGUUUGGGGCUUGAUAUUAUAUUCAUUACAAUUCAGUUUAUUUGUAUGGUGCCAACAAAAUGAAUGCAAGGCACUUCACAUUGUAGGUUUAAGACCCUACAAAAUAUAACUAAGAAAACCCAACACUUGAGCAUAUGUCGUCUGCCAUGAUAUGGAUAUGACAUAAUAUCGUUAUUGUUUGUACAACCAUCUGAGAAAAUAAUGGAUUACAUGGUUUAGUAAAAACAAGUGCUUCCUCAGUGAAUAUGUCUGUGAAGGUUCUCAGUCAUCCAGGUCAUCGUAGUCAAAGGAGUUUGCAAAGAAAAGCGUCUGGAC
This is a messenger RNA of Oreochromis aureus, 4276 nucleotides long. RefSeq lists its product as uncharacterized. The record is from RefSeq and is a predicted model, not a curated record. Lineage: Eukaryota; Metazoa; Chordata; Actinopteri; Cichliformes; Cichlidae. The transcript has 3 exons. Bases 2399 to 3943 code for a protein of 514 amino acids.